AGAGUAGGGAUCCACCUCGGUCCACACUCCAUUACAGUAGGUGGCGGUAAUGCACACCAGAAGGUUGCUUGCCAACCGCCAUAAAAACAAAAGAAGAAGAAGAAGGACAGUGUCACCUAAGGCUCGAGACCGGGGAGUGUGUCAGGAUGUCUUUGACCGAAGACGAUUAUGUGGUCAGGAUCAGAGGACUUCCAUGGUCCUGCACCCAGGAGGAGGUGGCCAGUUUCUUCUCUGACUGCGACAUCAUAGGGAAAGUCAAUGGGGUGUGUUUCACCUACUCAAAAGAAGGCCGUCCCAACGGAGAAGCAUUUAUUGAGUUAAAAACAUCCGAGGAUUUCAAGAAUGCUCUUGCUAAAGAUCGUAAAUACAUGGGACACCGAUACAUUGAGGUAUUCAAGUCAAACCAUAGCGAGAUGGACUGGGUGCUGAAGCGUAGCGGCCCUGAGGACUAUGACAGCUCCAGUGGCUGCAUGCUGAGACUCAGAGGCCUGCCUUUUGGCUGCAGCAAGGAAGAAAUAGUUCAAUUCUUUUCAGGGUUGAGAAUCGUGCCAAAUGGGAUAACUCUGCCAAUGGACUACCAGGGGAGGAGCACAGGGGAAGCCUUCGUGCAGUUUGCCUCAAAGGAGAUAGCAGAAAAGGCUCGGGGAAAACACAAGGAAAGAAUAGGGCACAGAUAUAUAGAGAUCUUUAAGAGCAGUCGUGUUGAGAUCCGAUCCUUCUACGAUGAGCCCCGGCGGGGGAUGGGGGGCCAGAGACCUGGGCCCUAUGACAGACCCAUAAUGGAGGGGCCCAGGGGUGGAUAUUUUAACUCUGGGCCCGGACGUGGUGGCUCUAUGGGGGACAACAUGAGGGGUGGAGGCGGCUAUGGAGUAGGUUACGGCCACAGCUUUGAUGGCUACAACGGAUUGAACAGUUCCUGCAGCUUUGGAAACUGCAUGUUUGACGAACGACUGAGAGAAGAACGUGGCUCAAGAGGAAUGGGAGGCCACAGUCUCAGUCGUCUGGGAGACGGAGACUCAGCCUUCCAUGGGGGCCAUUUUGUCCACAUGAGGGGUCUGCCUUUUAGGGCUAACGAGGUUGACGUGGCUAAAUUCUUCUCGCCUUUGAACCCAAUGAGGGUCCACAUUGAUGUUGCUCCAAAUGGCAAGUUGACAGGAGAGGCGGAUGUAGAGUUCCGCUCUCAUGACGAUGCAGUUGCCGCCAUGUCCAAAGACAAGAACCACAUGCAGCAUCGCUACAUCGAAUUAUUUCUCAACUCCACAGCCAGUGGAACCGAAAUGAGUCGUGGAAGUUACUAUGGUAACUCAGGAGGACGCUCACGAAUCAGUGGGUUGCGAGGCCUAUACUGAUAUUAUUCAUUACUUCCUAUCGUUCCUCCCCCCAACAUUUUUUUCCCAAACUUGUGAGCCCAACUGACAUUUAUGCCUUCACCUCCAAUUCUGAAGCAGUUGCACUUUUCCUCAAACAUGUUUGCCCUUGUUGCAAUCGUGACACUGCAUGAGACGAAGACGGACAUCAUUACGUCUGAUGUACUAGGAAUUUUCUGUUUUUCCACCUGUUGGGGGAGUGAACCUUACAAUAAUCAACACAUUUUAAUGUAAUGCAUCAAUGUCAGGACCACUCACUGUCACCUUGGAUCACUUAUUUCUUUAACUCUUCAAACAAGAAGCCUUUGUUUGUUUGGCUACUUAUGUUUAAGGCUGAUUCCAGAUUUGGUUUGCUCCUAAGGUUCAACAAAUUUGUGUUUUCUUUUAAACUAUUAAUCUUUGCCAGUUGAUGAUAGAAUCUAAGUUAGUUGUUGUAUUUUGAUGACCAAGAAUGAAAGUGGAAGUCUGUAUUUCAACUGUAGGACAUCCAUGCAAUUGUUGUACAUUUGGCCUUAUAAAUUUUAUAUGUAACUGA
Molecule: messenger RNA, 1902 nt
Organism: Nerophis ophidion (straightnose pipefish)
Lineage: Eukaryota; Metazoa; Chordata; Actinopteri; Syngnathiformes; Syngnathidae
Gene: hnrnph3
Product: heterogeneous nuclear ribonucleoprotein H3 (2H9)
Exons: 11
Coding region: 147-1349 (400 amino acids)
Biological process (GO): regulation of RNA splicing
Cellular component (GO): nucleoplasm; ribonucleoprotein complex
Molecular function (GO): RNA binding
Source: RefSeq, a predicted model, not a curated record